Molecule: messenger RNA, 1826 nt
Organism: Westerdykella ornata
Lineage: Eukaryota; Fungi; Ascomycota; Dothideomycetes; Pleosporales; Sporormiaceae
Product: mannosyl phosphorylinositol ceramide synthase SUR1
Exons: 4
Coding region: 343-1335 (330 amino acids)
Biological process (GO): mannosyl-inositol phosphorylceramide biosynthetic process
Molecular function (GO): mannosyltransferase activity
Source: RefSeq, a predicted model, not a curated record
CCAGGGUUCACCCCCACGAUCGCGGGGCUAACCUCUUCGGGUUCAGGGCAGGGUCCGGGCGUGGCCGCGUCUCAAUUUCCCGUCCAAGCCCCCAAUUUCCCCUUCACCACCUUUUCCUUCUUCCUCCCAUCUUUUUUCCUUCCAAUUCCCUUCAAACGCAGUCUGCCGGCUGGCACCCUUCGUCCUGGGCUUUUGGACCGUCGCUCCUUCCAAGGUUGACUUCUGCGCCCACUUGCCUUCGUCGCGUUGAACUCGCGACUGACGAGAUUUCCCCUGUCACAGCCCCGUCCUCCUCCUCCUCUCAGCUGAAGGUCCGCGGACAGGACACCCCCAAACGAAACCAUGCGGAAGAACGUCGUCGCCUUCGUACUUAUCACCAUUGCGGUGCUCGCAUUCGCAGUGCAUAAUGUCUGGAUUCUAAUAAGCUUGCUGUUUGUCGACGGCUCCGAGGACGCCAUUUCGCGCGCCGAGUUGCCCGCACCCAAGUCCGGCGCAAUCAGCGAGCGGCCGCAACUGAUCCCAAAGAUCAUACACCAAACCUAUAUAAACGAGAGCUUGCCCGAGCAUUGGAAGGGGCCUCAGAAGAGCUGCAUCGACCUCCACCCAGACUACGAGUACAAGUUGUGGACGGACAAGAAGGCACGCGAAUUUAUCGCCGCUGAAUAUCCAUGGUUCCUGGAGACCUUCGACGGAUACCCCUACCCUAUCCAACGUGCCGAUGCCAUAAGAUACUUUGUGCUCCACCACUUUGGUGGCAUCUACAUCGAUCUUGACGAUGGUUGCAAUCGGAGCCUCGAUCCCUUGCUUGCGUAUCCAGCAUGGGUCCGUCGAACAACUCCUACCGGUAUCUCUAAUGACGCCAUGGGCGCAGUUCCUCGCCAUCCAUUCUUCCUCAAAACCAUUGAUUCCCUUCCCGAGUACAAUCGGAGGUGGAUCCUUCCAUAUAUUACCGUCAUGGCUUCAACCGGGCCGCUAUUCCUGAGCAUCAUCUGGCGCCACUACAACAACGCAAACCCCGUCGGCGCUGAGCGUGUGCGGAUUCUCUUCCCCGCCGAGUACAAUCACCACUCGUGGAGCUUCUUCACCCACCACCUUGGAAACAGCUGGCACAACAACGAUGUCAGGCUCAUCUUCUGGAUGGCAAAACACUGGCUGAUGGUCACUAUCUUGGGAUUUGUCAUCGGAUUCUCCCUCCUCGCCUGCAUCUACACCGUCUUCAUCAGACCCCGACAGCAACCCGGCAGCCCCAAGCUCCGUGCCGCCUACUCCCGGGCGCCUUUUUACAGGCGCAUCAGCCAAAAGGACAUCGAGCUGGAUGAUAGACACGAAGUAUAACCUGGCUAUUUAUAUGUCCAUUUUUCUGUUGCUUGCUCGAAUUAUUUUUCAUCUUAAUGAAGGACUACGCUUUUAUCUUUCUCAGAUUUCUUGUAACAUCACUGGUUAUCUGGUCACUGCAUUUUCUGGCGCGUUGUCCUGGGCUCACGAUCGCUUGCAUAACAUGACAUGUUCGCUUCUUUUCUUCGCUUUGGAAUCAAAGCAAAUACCAUCAGUUUCUCUUCGCCUUCCCUGAUUACAGGGUUGAGCACUUAUUGGAUGCGUAUGGUUUUAAUACCUUUUGCAGAGGAAAGAACACGAGGGCGCGUGCGCCGGGGCGAUAUGUUAGACGGAGUCUCGUAUUGUACGGAGUAGAGCGCAUCGAGGCGCGUCUUAGAAGGAGAUAGGGCGUACGCCUGUGAGAUUUGAGGGCGCUAUGUUGUACAGCCAUGCAAAGUGUGCGGACGGCAGUCCGACGGCAUGAAGGAAUUUGAAUAAGAAUCUAUCGGUCG